AGAAAUGUGAUGUAUGGAUAGAAACCCCUCUCCAUCUCCUUCUCCACUUUAUAGAAACACAGUACAGUAUCUACUACUCCACCCACCCACCCCUUCCGCCUACCCAAAUCUCCUAUGCGUAGAUCAUUUUAGUAUCUCUUCAUCUCUGCAAAUCCAAACACCUCCGAUCCGCCCUUCAUCCAAGGGGAUCACUUUACUGUCCAAAACCCUAUGGCAUAGCUUUAAAAGGUUCACACAGAAAUGCAAUAACCAUCAAAAGGACAGUAACAAGUUCUAUAGAUGCUAAACUUCACAUGUGAUGGAAAGUGGGAAUUUAUGUCAGAGCAGUGAUGUGAUUAGGGGAAGCAGUGCACCUAUCACAAGUGAAGAAUCAAGUAAUUCUGUAUCAUGUCAUAAUCUGGAGAAGGAGGCAAACCUGGCAACUUGUAGAGUGUGCCAAUGUACUGAAUCUGACAAAAGGGGAGAUGCUGCACUGGAAUUCCUAGGUAUUACUCCUCCAUCAAGUGACACACAGGAUAGAAAUUGGGAGGUUAAGCCCAAUCAAAACAAAGAAACAAAAGAUGUUGAAAAUGAUUGCAGUGCUAGAAUUGAACCUAAAGGAUCUAAGUUUGUUGAAUUCAUUAGUCCCGAUGGGGAAGUUUUUGUCUGUAAUGCUGAUAUUGAAAUGGGUUUUGAUCAUAACCAGGACAGUUUAGUUGAACUUGGCUGUGCCUGCAAAAAUGAUCUUGCUCUUGUACACUAUGCAUGUGCACUCAAGUGGUUUGUCAACCAUGGAUCCACCUCCUGUGAGAUAUGUGGAUGUGUAGCUAGUCAUAUAAGAAUUGUAGACUUCAAGAAAGUUAUGAGUUCUUUGAAAGAGUAUAAUGUGCUAAGAGAAAGGACUGUUAGUGGGGAGCCUAUUCCGUCACAGAUGCAGGAAAACGCUAGUGUUGAUCCUGAUGCUAUUGCAGCUAUUCGAAGGCAGAGAUUGAGUGAAAUUUCAUUGUGGUUCAAUCCCCAUAAUAACUUCACAGCUGUUUCACAUGUUAUUGAACAACCUUCUACUUCUAAUAUGGUUGAAGAUGAAGUCCCCCCAACUGAAAAUAGUGCAACCAAAUGGGCCGUGGAAGGUACUGGGAUCCUCCUUGCUACAGGGCUGCUUACUGUUACUCUUGCUUGGCUCAUUGCUCCCCAUGUUGGAAAGAAAACUGCAAAAAAUGGGCUGCAUAUUCUUCUGGGAGGCGUAUGUGCAUUAACAAUUGUAGUCUUCUUUCGCUUUUUUGUGUUAACAAGAAUCAAGUAUGGACCUGCACGGUACUGGGCGAUCUUGUUCGUCUUCUGGUUUCUUGUAUUUGGCAUAUGGGCUUCAAGAACACAUGCUCAUUCAACAUGAAUAUGAUACUGCCUUCCUCCAUUGCAAAUAUGUUCUGCUUCUUUGGUUGUGAGUUGAUUCAGGUGUUAUUGUAAGAAAAAUAUAAAUAAAAAUCAUAUGUUAGUAUAGCAUUAUAGUUUAUUCUUUUUGAGUCGGGGAGAGAAAAGCUCCUGAUUUUGUUGUUCUACUCUCAUUAGGGUUUUUUUUUUUUUUUUUUUUUUUUUUUUUUGUUGUUUCAGUUUACUGGUCUAUAGACUACAGAUCUAGUGUCUUGGGUAAAGUCGUCAUAUUCCAGGACUAAAAACUUCUGCUACAUCUGAAAUUCUCCUCCUUGAGUUUAUUUAUUCAUUUUUUAGUGAUUAGGAAAAUUUGUAACCAA
This is a messenger RNA of Ipomoea nil (Japanese morning glory), 1730 nucleotides long. RefSeq lists its product as uncharacterized. Gene Ontology annotation, molecular function: zinc ion binding. The transcript is spliced from 4 exons. The record is from RefSeq and is a predicted model, not a curated record. The coding region runs from base 299 to 1372 and encodes 357 amino acids. NCBI's taxonomy places the organism in Eukaryota, Viridiplantae, Streptophyta, Magnoliopsida, Solanales, Convolvulaceae.